UAUUAUUUCAAUAUUAUUCACCCCGAGCCUGGGUGCACGUGUAAGCAACUUCCUUUUCAAUUUCCCCACGGAAGCACCUGCCGGCUAAGAAGAAAUUCUAAGAAUGGCCAGUCCUCUGAUGAAUGAAUCUGUUUGGUUCAACCAACAGAAAUUUGAGAAGGCAGAAGCCAACUAUCAGCAAAUACUAGCUGGUACCGCAACCCCCGGCCAGCGCACACGGUCUGUACAACAUGUACAACAGGGCAAGCAAGGGGGGAGCUCUCUUGUAAAUGAAAUAGCUCAGGCCAGGCAAGAGAUAUCAAAACUUCUCCAGAAUCCUAUUACAGGUGGAGGUGGAAGUGCGCCACCUGGAAAAAUGGACUCUCUGGAACGUGAAAACAGGGAACUCAGGAAAGUUACUGAUGAACUGCGUGCGAUGGUCCUGAAGCUGGAGAACCGAGUGUCGGCCUUGGAGAGGGGAGCUGGCGUGCCAGCAGCGUCAGCAGCAGCACCUGCAGCAGCAGCAAAACCAUCCAAGCCUGCUGCUGCUGAUGACGAUGAUGACGAUGAUGAUGAUUUUGAUAUGUUUGGAAGUGAUGAUGAAGAAGAGGCAGCAGAGAAGGAGAGAUUGCAGGCAGAGAGAGUGGCAGCAUACAAAGCAAAGAAAGCAAGCAAGCCUGCCCUGGUCGCCAAGAGUAACAUCAUCCUUGAGGUGAAGCCGUGGGAUGACGAGACAGACAUGAAAGAGUUGGAGCAGAAGGUUCGCAAGGUGUCCACCGAUGGCCUCAAGUGGGGCAGCUCCAAACUUGUACCUGUUGGGUAUGGUAUCAACAAACUGCAGAUCAUGUGUGUAGUGGAAGACGACAAGGUUGGCACAGACUUCCUGGAGGAGGCAAUCACAGCUCAUGAAGACUAUGUGCAGUCAGUUGAUGUUGUAGCAUUUAACAAAAUCUGAAAUCACUGUAUAUUUUUUAUCAUGUACAUGUCUUUCGUCAGUUAGAAAUAAAUGCCAACACCUCAA
Molecule: messenger RNA, 1000 nt
Organism: Haliotis rubra (blacklip abalone)
Lineage: Eukaryota; Metazoa; Mollusca; Gastropoda; Lepetellida; Haliotidae
Product: elongation factor 1-delta-like
Exons: 10
Coding region: 104-934 (276 amino acids)
Biological process (GO): translational elongation
Cellular component (GO): cytosol; eukaryotic translation elongation factor 1 complex
Molecular function (GO): guanyl-nucleotide exchange factor activity; translation elongation factor activity
Source: RefSeq, a predicted model, not a curated record